AUGCUGAAUUCAUGGUACAGAAACGAGUCGGAAUCAAGUAUCUGUUUGAAUGUCUCGGCAUCGGAAUUCGGACCAUCGGCAAUGUACUAUAUACCGCCAUACUCAACGUUUCAUAUAGGCCCUGCAGCCGAUAUUCAAAAUUUUGCUGCACUGAAUGAUGAAACGUUCGAUUUGGUAGUGAUGGAUCCUCCAUGGGAAAAUCUUUCAGUGAAGCGGCAGCAGAGUUAUGUCACUUGCGAUUCAGCAAUCAAUGUAUUGGAUCUAAACUAUUUGGCGUCGAGCGGAUUGGUGACUAUGGAAGGAGCUCCUAUUUGUUCUUUCAACGGAAGCCAUAAGUUGCCGUAUGAAAAGCUAGUGAUUGCCUCACCCUUGGACGCUGUUUCUCAUUAUCCUGCAAUUAUUGCAGCGGAUGGAAAAGUUUUUGCAAGCAUUCCAAUGGCAGUGCCUUCUAGAAAACCUCCCGUCGUACCUAUUCUCAAGCAAUUUGGGUUUCGUCCUAAUUGCAUACCCGUAGCAGCAGCUCAUGGUAAUGCCGACAAUACCACCUUGUCGAGAGCAAAGACACCGUCACUAUUCUACAGUCACUUAGUGGCCCCCGCUAACCUAAAACAUUGUUUUGAGUAUUGCCGUGCUGUUGGAGAAAAAUGUGGUGAUGUUCCCACCGAUGCAUAG
Molecule: messenger RNA, 672 nt
Organism: Strongylus vulgaris
Lineage: Eukaryota; Metazoa; Nematoda; Chromadorea; Rhabditida; Strongylidae
Source: the annotation of a GenBank genome assembly